Daphnia magna is the source of this 4083-nucleotide messenger RNA. RefSeq names its product probable nuclear hormone receptor HR3 (gene Hr3). The record is from RefSeq and is a predicted model, not a curated record. NCBI's taxonomy places the organism in Eukaryota, Metazoa, Arthropoda, Branchiopoda, Diplostraca, Daphniidae. The coding region runs from base 1004 to 3256 and encodes 750 amino acids. Gene Ontology annotation, molecular function: zinc ion binding; RNA polymerase II cis-regulatory region sequence-specific DNA binding; nuclear receptor activity. Gene Ontology annotation, biological process: regulation of transcription by RNA polymerase II. Gene Ontology annotation, cellular component: nucleus. The transcript has 13 exons.
GGUGUCCGACCGUCGACCGGGUCGCAUCUUUUUGUGCGUGUGCCACUCGUGUUCUCCUCCUCCUUUUUUUAGACAUUUUUUUUUUUAUUUUUUUUAUUUUUUAUUUUAUUUUUUUUUUGUUUCUCCUCUUUUUAUUUCAACUACCCCCAUGUUUUUAAAUUUAAGUUUGACAAAACACAUUUGAGGUUAUUCAACCCAACCGAAAUUCUAGUGUUGCGUGGUGUGUGCCUAGUGCCUGUGUGUUUGGGAAAGAAAAAAAAAAGACUAGUGAAGUGUGUGAGACAAAAUAUCGCCCCAUUCAAUGGUGGUGAUUUGUUUCUUUGGUUUUCUUGUGAGUCCAAACUUGUCUGGGCGUGAAAAAUUCGAUUGAUUCGUCAUCUUUUUUCCCCUCUCCUCCCCCCCAUUCACUCACAUACGAAAAGAAUUGACCCCAACACCAACCAAGUCGAUGGACUUGAUCGUCGUUCAGAGGGAGCUCGACUCUUCAUCACUGCCGGCAUCGAAAAUCACCUGGAAAGCCCAACAACGGCAAUGAAUCCUGUCGGGUGAACAAUUUCUCGGAAGGGGGGAGGGGGUGAUCCGUCCGUUCUCGGGGUGGGGCUGGCCCAGAGCUUUCACAAGAGCGCGCGCGCACCUGUACGAGUUGUGUUUUGGUACGCACACAAACACAAAAAUCCCUUGGAAGCUGAGGGAAGAAAAAGAGCAGGUGUUUUAUUGUUUGUUGGGAAGGAGAAGAGAGGGUGAAGAAGAAAUAAAGGAAUACGAAAGAAGGCAAUAAUCUUCCGUUAUCCCUUUUUUUCUUUUUUUUUUUUGGCCCGACUUGCCCAGCUCGGGUUGAGCUCCCACCCCAACCAGCACAACACGGACCCUCUUUUUUUUUUUUGCCAACUUGACGAAACCCAAAUUUUGCGAAAACAAAUUGUGUCGUGUGUGUUUUUGUGCGAAAAAAAGAAACAGAAAACGAUCUUGUUGUUGUUGGUGAGGGGUUUGCCGCGAUCUCGCGAUGAUGGAAGCUCCGGCUGUUCCGGUAGCUAAUCCGCAUCAUUCGAUGGAUAUUCUGGAUGAGAUUUUCGGCAGUGAAUGGUCGGCCGGCCAGCAACAAGGAAGCGACAGUCAACAACGAUUAUUAGUGGUGAGUGGCGGUGUCGAUUCGCGGACCGAUUUGGUGGUGCGUCGUAAAUGUUCUGAAUCGGCACCUGCAACUGUCCCUCCGCCUCUGCAAUCGAUCCACCACCACCAACAUCCGCCGACGUGCCUCACUCCCGGCCCGACGUUGAGCCAACACUCGACCACGGUCGAAUCGUGUUUCUCUCCGGCUGCUCCGAGCAGUCAGGAGACGAGCAGCGUCGUCGACGACAAUGACAACGAAGCGCAAGACAUUAGCGAGCACGAACACAACAACCGCAACAACCUCCACAGCAAAUCGGGUUCCGAUUUCGCUGCCGACACCACCACACCGCCGCCAAGAAGAAAUAGUAACAAUUCCAUCAGAGCGCAAAUUGAGAUCAUCCCGUGCAAGGUGUGCGGUGACAAGAGUUCGGGCGUCCAUUAUGGAGUCAUCACCUGCGAGGGCUGCAAGGGUUUCUUCCGGCGGUCGCAAAGUUCCGUCGUCAAUUACCAAUGCCCCCGACAAAAGAAUUGCGUCGUCGAUCGCGUCAACCGCAACCGAUGCCAAUACUGCCGCCUACAGAAAUGUCUGGCGCUUGGCAUGUCCAGAGAUGCGGUGAAAUUCGGUCGGAUGUCGAAGAAACAGCGGGAAAAGGUCGAGGAUGAAGUGCGUUACCAUCGAGCGCAAAUGAAAGCCCAACAGGCGGAAACGUCGCCCGAUAGUAGCGUCUUUGACAACCAACAGCCUUCAUCAUCUGACCAACUGGCGCCCUACACUGGAGGGUAUUCCAGUUAUGGCGGCGAUAUGAGCCCUUACACACCGUCCGGUUACGGAUUCACACCGACGCCUCACACCAAUCAACCAGUACCUGGUGGAGGGACUGGCGGAGGCGCUGGCGGAGGGACUGGCGGUGGAGGUAGCAGCAUGAGUAGUGGAGGUUACGAUAUUAGCGGUACGACGGAUUACGUGGACAGUACAACCUUCGACCCUCGACAGACGCCCAUCGAACCGUUGCCGGACAGCAAUUUGGUUUCGCCUGUCGUUUCCACCGGCUCUUCAAAAAUGAUGAUGCCAGACUAUCCGGGCGGAGUGACGCUCUUCCCGGCCAAGAAUCCACGGCCGGGUCCUGAUCCCGGUGGAGGUCGUGCCAAUGGACCCCCUCCUCAAUCGGUCGUCCUCGGUGGUGGUGGUGGUGGUAACGCUAGUCUCGGUCAAGUUCAUCUGAACGACCGAUCAUCGUCUGCCUCUCAUCAGCAACAAACUUCUUACCCAAGGCCUCCUCCUCUUCCUCCUUCUGGCGCACUGAUGGUGGCGGCUGGGAGCAGUGGCGGCAAGGGUGCGACCACUUCGACCACUGACGUCGAUGACGAAGAGUACUUUGAACCGAAUCCCGUUCAGAUCUCAGAACUGUUGGCCAAGACCAUCGGCGACGCUCACAGCCGGACGUGUCUCUUCAGCGGGGAGCACAUCGCCGACAUGUUGCGCAAACCGCAGGAUAUUUCUAAAGUGCAUUAUUACAAAAACAUGGCACAAGAGGAGCUCUGGUUAGAAUGCGCCCAAAGGUUGACAGCUGUUAUUCAGCAAAUUAUCGAAUUUGCCAAAAUGGUCCCCGGAUUCAUGAAACUUUCUCAGGAUGAUCAGAUUGUUCUUCUGAAAACAGGGAGCUUUGAAUUGGCCGUUUUGCGGAUGAGUCGCUACUACGACCUGAGCCAGAACGCGGUGCUGUUCGGCGACACGCUCUUGCCGGUCGAGGCUUUUCUGACGCCCGAUUCAGUUGAAGCCAAAUUGGUCUCGUCUGUUUUCGAUUUUGCCAAAAGCCUGGCCGAAUUGAAACUUAGUGAAAUCCAGCUGGCGCUCUACUCCGCCUUUGUCCUCCUCUCCAGUGCAGAUCGAAUGGGAUUGAGAGGAACAUUGGAAAUCCAGCGGCUGGGCCAGGCCGUUUUACGGGCGCUGCGUCUCGAACUCUCUCGCACGCAUCGAACUCCUUUGAAAGGCGACAUCUCUGUCGCCGAUUCCCUCGCUGCCAGGCUUCCGGCUCUUAGGGAAAUCUCCGGACUUCACAUGGAGGCGUUGGCCAGGUUUAAACGAGCCACACCUCACCUGGAAUUCCCCGCCCUGCACAAGGAACUCUUCUCCGUGGAUAGUUAAAAACACGACCUCAAAGAGUCCAGUGGACGCGCGGAAAUGUCGAUAGCGCACGUCAGGACACACACACACACACACACAAAAUAAACGUAGAGAGAGAAAAAGAAAGGAAGACGCGAAGAAGGAAGAAGACACAAGUGUAAACGUGGGAAAUGAUUGAGAAAAAAACAAAUUGUGAAACCACCGGAUUCUUCUAUUAAGAAAACAAAAAAAAAAAUCUUUUAUAUAUCAUGUGUUUAUUUUGAAUGUUUUGCAAAAAUUUCCCUCUCAUGUGUGUGUGUGUGUGUGUGUGUGUGUGGGUUUGCCGACAGGCCACCGAUUUAGAGCCACACUUUCGGGUUUCUUUUGGCGACAUCAUUUUUUUUUUUUCACUUUCUCCCUCCCCCUCCUUAAAAAUCAUUUUAAUCGGACGACAAAAUUCAGGAUCUAUAUUUGCUCUUUUUUUUUUUUUUUUUCAUUUUUCAUGGCUUUUAAAAGAAAUCAUUCCCCCCUAGCUCUGUUUCCCCUCUUUAUCUGUCCCUAUCUCUCUUAUAAUGGGUGUGUUAUUUUAACGGAUUUCAUCUUUGAAAAGGCAAAAAAAAAAGAGAAAAGGUAAAAAAAAAGGACAAAUUUAUUAUUUUUAAUUGAAGCGCCUCUCAUUAUCAAACGCGAUUGGGCAAAAAAAAAAGCAGGACUAAUUUGAAAUCUAUGGAAGCAGUUUUUCUUUGAUUUUGGUUUUUCUUUUCAAACAUUUCAAAUAUUCCCGCGCCGAGAAUCCCGCCAAUCAUCAAUGUGUAUUCAGUAUAUAUAUAUAUGUAAUGUUAGACGACCAGGUUUUUUAAUUGGCGAAA